This is a messenger RNA of Durio zibethinus, 1695 nucleotides long. Its product is annotated as transcription initiation factor IIB-2. Lineage: Eukaryota; Viridiplantae; Streptophyta; Magnoliopsida; Malvales; Malvaceae. The record is from RefSeq and is a predicted model, not a curated record. Gene Ontology annotation, molecular function: TBP-class protein binding. Gene Ontology annotation, biological process: transcription preinitiation complex assembly; DNA-templated transcription initiation. Gene Ontology annotation, cellular component: transcription preinitiation complex; nucleus.
CACAACAGAAUUUAAUAAUAGUUCCCUAGAACUCGGGUGUAUUUUAUCAUUUUCUCUUCACCUACGAUAAAGUGAGUCCGACUUUCUAACUUUCCGAUUGUUCUCUUCGUUUCGGUUCGAAAACACAUUUUCCCGGAAACCAGAAAAAAAAAUCAAAAAUAAAAUCCGACAAAUUAAAGUAUAAACAUGGAGAUUUUAACCUAGCAAGCUUUUCUAUAUAACUCUUUGAAUCAAUUUGAAAAACAGAACUUAAGACAAAAAAUAAAAACAGAAAACAGAAACGGUUAGCUGCUCCGGAAAUGGCGGACGCGUUUUGUUCGGACUGCAAGCGGCACACGGAGGUGGUUUUCGAUCACUCGGCGGGCGACACGGUGUGUUCCGAGUGCGGGUUGGUGUUAGAGUCACACUCGAUCGAUGAGACAUCGGAGUGGAGAACCUUCGCCAACGAGUCGGGCGAUAAUGAUCCCGUCCGUGUCGGUGGUCCCACCAACCCACUUUUGGCGGAUGGCGGUUUGUCCACCGUUAUCGCUAAGCCUAACGGUGCUUCUGGAGAGUUCUUGUCGUCUUCGUUGGGUCGGUGGCAGAAUCGUGGAUCGAAUCCGGAUCGUGGGUUGAUUCUCGCUUUUAAAACAAUUGCUACCAUGUCUGAUAGGUUGGGUCUUGUCGCAACCAUCAAGGAUCGAGCCAAUGAGAUAUAUAAGAAGGUGGAAGACCAGAAGUCUAGUAGAGGAAGAAAUCAGGAUGCGUUGUUGGCAGCUUGCUUGUACAUUGCUUGUCGACAAGAGGACAAGCCACGCACUGUCAAGGAAAUUUGCUCUGUCGCAAAUGGAGCCACAAAGAAAGAAAUUGGUCGAGCAAAAGAAUACAUAGUGAAACAACUGGGAUUGGAGACUGGUCAGUCUGUAGAGAUGGGAACCAUACAUGCUGGUGACUUCAUGAGGCGUUUUUGUUCCAAUCUUGGUAUGAAUAAUCAAGCAGUUAAAGCUGCCCAAGAAGCAGUUCAGAAGUCGGAGGAGUUUGAUAUAAGGCGAAGCCCUAUAUCAAUUGCAGCAGCGGUUAUUUAUAUUAUAACACAGCUUUCAGAUGAUAAGAAGCCUCUUAGAGAUAUUUCAGUUGCUACGGGAGUUGCAGAAGGGACAAUCCGAAAUUCAUACAAGGAUCUUUAUCCCCAUGUUUCAAAGAUAAUACCAAACUGGUAUGCCAAGGAAGAAGAUCUCAAGAACCUAAUCAGUCCUUGAAGUGCAGAUCAAACAACUGACAAGAAAAAUGAAAAAUCAAAUUGGCUGAUGAUUUUUCUUUUCUUGUUUCUUUUUCGUUCUCUUACAAUAUAGAGACACAGGAGGAAAUCUGGAAAAAGAAUCUUCAAUCCUAAUUUAUGUUUCAACUUUGCAGCAACAUUUUUGAGUGAGUAUUGAUAUAUAAGCGUAUGUUGAUGCACUCUGUCUCUCCAUAAAUCAAGGAGUGGAAAAAGGGUCUGCUUGAGAAAUAUGCUGCUCUUUGAGCAGACAAUUACUUCUAUGAAAGACACUGACCUUUUCCGCUAAAUUCUAGUAGCAUAAUAAUUCUUUCACAAACUCAUAAAAGUUUUUUAUUUUGAUUGUUUUAAAAAACCUUUUUAUUAAGGUGACAAUUAUCUUGUAAUUUUAAACACAAUAUGAUAACUAAAUAAGAAAAAAUCAUAAAAUUUAAAACUUA